AGUGCGGUGCUGUUCAGCUACUAUACUCGAGACUCCUUGUUUCCUAAUCUUCUUAACCACCUCACCAAAAAUAACUCUAAUCCCUCAAGCUGGAAGAAACAAAAAAAUUAAAAUAAAAUGAAAUAAAAGCAAUCCCAUAUCUGGAAAUCUUGCGAGAAUAUAGAGUUUUAAAUGAAGGGGUGCUGAAGGUGAAAAUGGAGGCAGCUGAGGCAGAGUUGGAGCGAAGAAGCAAGUUCUUGAACAGCUUAAUACUGAAGAAGAAAGCUGUGGAGCAAAAAGAGCAGCAUGAACGAUUGAAUGUACGUUUGAGAGCUUCUGAUAUGGCGGUGUCUUUGCAGAACCACGCCUUUAAUUGCGCUAGAAACAAUCUUGACUCCAUGCCUAAAGGGAAGCUGGAUAGUAAACGCCUUGCUCUUUCUCUCAAGAAGGAAUUUGAUUCAACAUAUGGUCCGGCUUGGCAUUGCAUUGUUGGAACAAGCUUUGGCUCAUACGUGACACAUUCCACUGGAGGUUUUUUGUAUUUCUCAAUCGAUAAGGUCUACGUUCUUCUGUUCAAGACUGCUGUUGAACCAUUAGACCGUUGAAACUCAUGGUUAUAUUAUACUCUGUAAUUGCAAAGAUCUUGAAUCCUGAAUGCCUUUUGAAACUCAGAACCUUAUGUACAAAGCUGAAGGGAAAAACAAAAACAAAAAAGAAGAAGAAAGAAAUGGACAAUAUGUAAUUCUUCUCUGCCUUCGUUUCUGUGUUGUAUCUGAUAACUGACCUAUUGAAAAGAGGAAAAGGGGGAAAAUGUAGUGUUUUUAACUA
This is a messenger RNA of Coffea eugenioides, 807 nucleotides long. Its product is annotated as dynein light chain 2, cytoplasmic. The record is from RefSeq and is a predicted model, not a curated record. Gene Ontology annotation, biological process: microtubule-based process. Gene Ontology annotation, molecular function: dynein intermediate chain binding; dynein light intermediate chain binding. The coding region runs from base 195 to 584 and encodes 129 amino acids. The transcript is spliced from 2 exons. Lineage: Eukaryota; Viridiplantae; Streptophyta; Magnoliopsida; Gentianales; Rubiaceae. Gene Ontology annotation, cellular component: dynein complex.